CAGAUGCCUAUAAGGAUGGAAGUACCACUUUCAAAGAAUUGAGGGAAGCUUUCAUUGACUAUUCAAUUUUACCCAUCACUUUUCCUAGUCAGCACAACAGCCAUGGUUUACAGACAAUGAGGAUGUUGUCGUCUGUUGUUUGGGAUCCAAAGGAAGAGAUAUCAUCCAUACUAGUCCAAUUAGGCCUGGCGACAUUAAACCACUCUUUUUUUGUUGGAUUACCUUAUAUGUAUAGCACUCUAAAGUCUGAAGUCCUUCAAGUAAGUGAAAUCACUGCAGUUCUCGACAAACUUCUCCUGGUUCCCCACUCCAACUUCAAAAAAAUAGACAGCUCUAAAUUGGACAGACUUCUGCAUUUUCUCCUAUCUGGAAUUAGAGACACCAGAGACUCAAAAGAAUAUCAGAGAAAGUUGAAGACAUUACCUCUGUUUGAAACAGUACAUGGUGAGCGGCAGAGCAUUAAAGGGUGUAACAAAGUGUUCAUUCUGAAGACAGGGUUUGAAAGGAUCCCUGAUUUGUACUGUAUUGGUGCAAAUGGACACGUUGUCCUGAAGAACACCCUUGUCAACCAGACACUCUCAGUAACACUGAAAAUAAGUGCUUUAACUGACCUAGAGUUCUAUGUAAAGUUCUUGCUGCCCUUACUCCACACACUCACAGAAAAACAAGUUUUUGACUCAAUUGAGCUGCUCUUGGUCCUAAAGCAAAAGAAAACAUACAAGGACUACAAGGAUCAGAUUGUAGACCAACUAAGACGUGUUAAGUUCAUUAGAGAUAUCCAUGAUACUCCUCAAUUGGCCUCAUACUUUUUUGAUGAGAAAGAGCCCCUCUACAAGAUUAUGCUUCCUCGAGAGAACUUUGUACCACCAACAUUCUGGGAAGCAAUUGAUCAUGAAGAAGGAUCCGUCAGACGGCUACUGAAGGAGCUUGGAAUGAAACACACUGUUACAGAUGUUGAGAUUAUAGAGUUUGCGCGCAUAAUUGAGUCAGAAGCACAUCACACAAUCUCAAUUGAUGAGUUGAAGAAGAAGUCUUCUGCAUUAUUCAUUAAAGCUUUGGAAUACAAUGCCAAUAAAAAGUCCAACUUGUUGAACAGGAUUGCACACAUUAAGUUUGUUUUUCCUUUGCAAAUUCAGAAAAAACUGUGUGAUUACCACCAACCGUUUGCAGGAAAUAGAGAUGUGGUGGCAAUCAAAGGGUCUUUGAUUGACACAAACCCUGAUCAUCAGUAUCUCAUUUGGUCGUCCACACCAAUACUGCCGACAGACAAACUGUGUCAAUCUUACGUCGAAGAUUUGAAUGAAGCAGGAGCCUUUCGUCAUCCACCCUCUGAGUCAGUGGCCCAGAACCUGAAAAACAUCUGUCAGUCAGAAUGCCCAAACAAUAAUUUGAGAAACAUCAGAAAAACUGCAUUUUGCCAAUCAUAUGCAUACUUACAAUCAAAGAAUUUCAGGGCAUCUCAGCUUCAAGACCUGCCAGUGGUUCUUGUUGAAAAUGAUACUGUUCUUGUGCAAACCAGUCGAGCAGUGCUCAGUCUGAAUAAUCACCUUGAGUUUAGGCCAUAUCUGUAUAGAAUCAGUCCACAGCAUGUGUUAUAUGCUGAAUUCUUCAAAAAGAUCGGUGUGGAGGAGAGACCCACAAUAAGGCAGUACGGCACAGUCCUCAUGGACAUUUAUAUGGACACCAAAGGAAAGGAAACUCUCAAUGCAAAUCAGCAGUUAACAGUCAAACGUGCUGUGCAGCAUUUGUUCGAACUAAUUGCGGAACAGCCAAAACAAAAGCACUUUCCAGAGCAUUUGUAUCUACCAUCAACAGAUGGCAAACUAUACAAAUCCCAAGAACUCUACUUCAAUGAUACUGUCUACCAGGCAAAAAGACUUGAAGACUCACUGAAAGACAAAAUCAGACUCGUAAUGAAUCUGGGUGACUGUUACCUUGGGGAGGACCUAUAUAAACAUCAGAAGAUGCUGCAGUUGCUACCUAAAGACCAUCAACUCACAAUGUUGUCUCAUAUCACCACUGAAAGCCUUGUGAGAUCUAGCAUGAAUCUGUGUGAAUAUGGAAAUAGCUGUGAGUUCAGUGGCUGGUUUGAGAAACGUUUAUCCUCCAGUGCAUUUUUACAUGGUCUCACAUGUUUGAUCAGAGAAGAAAAUGAAGGUAACAUGUGUCAAGAUGAUGCUGUUCAACUAUGCCAAAGUACCUUUGGAAGACUUCAGAUCAUUUGCUGUGAAAACCUUGAGACAGAGCUUCUCUUGGGUCAUGAGCCACUUGCUAACACCUCUUCUGAAACCCAAGUGUACGUCCCAAAAGAGGGCUGCACAUUCUACCUGAAACACAGUGACGAUAUGGCCUUUAAGGUAAUGCAUGAGGUGGCUAUGACAUUAACCAAAGAAAUCAAUUCCCUGCUGCAGAACGCUUUACACCCAAACAGACUUCUGGGUUUGGGCGAGCUUUUGUUAUGUGAUACACAGGAAGAAGUUGACAAGACACUCGAAAAAUAUGGAAUCCGUAACAGUGCCAUCAAAGUAGGACUUCAUCGUCCAAACCCAGGGAGUCUGAUACCGGAGGAAUGGUAUGAUGUCCUUGACAUGAACUUUAUGAACAACUAUGAAAGAGGCGAGUAUGUUGGCUUCAAAAAGACAUCAGAGGAUGAGAACUAUUACCAUGCAGUGAUUGUUGAGUGUUUGCCUGCAUUGCAUGAAAUAGGCGGAUAUUGCUGUAGAUACAAAAUAGAAAGUGGCAAGGAUGAGUUUGUUGAGGUAAGCUCCCUUGAUCUUUACCAGUUUAAACGUGAAAAAACAUCUUUUUCAAAGCAAAGCGUUUGUAGAACAAUAAGGCUAGUGGAUGGACCUGUGCUAUCACCAGAGGAAGACUUCCCAGAGACUUUUGAGGAAAUCAAAAAGGAAAUUGACAAGUGCCUGAAAGAAAUCAGGACUCUGUCGAAAGAUGAGCAACACAAAGCCAUCAGACGCCUGUAUCUCCGGUGGCAUCCAGACAAAAACCCAGGGCAAGAAGAGCUCGAUAAUAAGGCUUUUAGGUACUUAAAAAACAAAAUUGAAGAAUUUGAGGCAAAAGAGACUGUAGAUGAUUUAGAAACAAGGAAUUUCAGUAGACAAAAUGAGACUGCACAAUCUCAUUUCUCGUGGAACUUUGAACACUUCUUCCGUCAGUGGAACUCCGAAGCAACGCGUCACCGUCAAGGUCGAGAGAGGUCCCAGCACACCAAUAGCAGACCCCAGAAUGAUUUUUGGGCGUUUCAGCAGGAGAUGCUAAGGUCAGACAAAGUGGAAGGUAAGCGCUGGCAUUUACAAGCCCAGUGUGACCUUCGUGCCGCCCACAAUGACACAGGGGGAGAGGCCACGGAGUGGUGUAUGUUCAAGGUUCAUCAGGCUGUGGAGAAGGCCCUGAUGGCAGUGGAGUACAGGCGGAGUGGAAAAGCCUCUUCCACAGGCUCCAUCUCUGCUCUUGCUAAGAAGGUGUCAGGCUACAGCCCUGAGCUGAGCACUUUGUCAGGCCUUGUGAGUCGACUAAAACGUUUGGGUGUAGAUGGCAAAACAACUCAGUACCCCAACUACCACCAGCCUCCUCAGAUUCCUAACAAUGCAUUCCAACCUGAAAAUGAAAAAGAGGCUCUUGAUAUCGCAUUGGAACUUCUGCAGAAAGUGGACUCAUAUGUAACAAACUGAUUAAAAAUUAGCGAUAUAUUAAAACAUUUUUGUAAUUUUCAGUUACUCAUUCCUAAUGAUUCACAUCUUUGAAAUACUUUUAUAGUUGCAUGAUUCUGAUGUUCACUAUGUGUUCUUUAUCAUUUAUUACACACAUGAUUUAUCAGUGUAUUAAUGAAUUAUGACUGUGAAAAUUAUGAAAAAUGUG
Sardina pilchardus (European sardine) is the source of this 3873-nucleotide messenger RNA. RefSeq names its product sacsin-like. The record is from RefSeq and is a predicted model, not a curated record. Lineage: Eukaryota; Metazoa; Chordata; Actinopteri; Clupeiformes; Clupeidae. The transcript has a single exon. Bases 117 to 3686 code for a protein of 1189 amino acids.